CGUCAUAAAAACUAAAAGAAAAUAAACGGAGAGGGAGAGAGAGAGAAAGGAUCAGAGGAGUAAGAGAAAAGUUAGAAAUCAGAGGGAGGAAAAACAGAGGGGUUGGGUAAGAAGAAGAGAGAUGUCACCGGCGAUUAAGAAAAGACUUCGCCGGGCGAGGAGUAAGGAAGAGCUCGACGGUGAUGGUGACAGUGACGACCCAGAGGACGACGGUGAGAAGAAAGAAGAGGUGACGAAGAAGAAGGCAGAUUUUCUGCUCUGUUUCAGGCGAACAGCAGAGAUGAAGAACAAGAAACCAGAGACAACGCCGGCUGUGCAUGCAAGCUUCUGGUCACAGAAAAGAGAAAGAGAUGAUGGUGAUGGUCGUUGAAGCGGCUAAGAAGAAGAAGAAUGGCAGCGGUGAGUGGUGCUAAGAGCAAAAAGUCAGAGGAGCGGCGCAGAGAAGUGAGAAUAGGGCCGUGGUGCUGCUGCAUGCAGAAAAAGCGUUCGGUAAAGACAGAUCGGAGCAGAAAGACAGACGAUGCCGCUGAUGGAAGUUCUGUCUCAGUGAAGAUAAAGGUUGAGGAUCUGUUGGUGUUUGAGUGAUGGUUGAUGGCUGUUUGGUAUAAGGUAGUGGUGAACAGUUUCAGGUAUUUUGUUUCUGGAUUAGUGAUGGCCGGAUGUCAAUUGGUGUAUGAUGUAUAAGGUUGUGUUUGGCUGAAGUUAUGGAUUUCAAAUUGGGUGCGUGGAUCCGAAACUUUUUAAGAUGCAGGUAUUUGUGAAUGUGUCACAUCCCAGAUUCCCAGCUAUCCCUAUCUCUGCCCAGUCGGUUGUUGUGUCACAUCCAUCAUCAGUAUGCAUAUUUUUAGUACUCUGAGCCUUCUUGUACAGUGGUUUGCAUAUGUUGGCGACAAUAAUGUACUCAUCCGAGGGAGAAGUAUACAACCUGUCAUCAAAUGCAGAGUGCAUGCAUGGAGAAGAAUUGAGUCAAUCAAAAGAACAUGAAAAGAUCAAUGACUUGCGAGAAAGAGGAUAUAUGGAACACGGAUGUCAACAUUACCGGAAAAGAUGCCGUAUUAGGGCCCCCUGCUGCAACGAGAUUUUCCACUGUCGCCACUGUCAUAAUGAGGCAAAGUAUGAUAUCAGGAUUGUUCCGAAGCUUAGACAUGACAUUCCCCGUCAUCAAGUUAAACAUGUGAUAUGUUCACUUUGUGGGAUUGAACAAGAGGUUCAGCAAAACUGCAUUAAUUGUGGAGUUUGUAUGGGCAAGUACUUUUGCGGGAUAUGCAAGCUUUUUGAUGACGAUGUAUCUAAGAAACAAUACCAUUGCGGCGGCUGUGGAAUUUGCAGAACUGGAGGAUCUGAAAAUUACUUCCACUGCGACAAGUGUGGUUGUUGCCACUCAACUCUGCUAAAAAAUAGUCACGCUUGUGUGGAGAAGGCAAUGCAUCAUGAUUGUCCUGUUUGUUUUGAGUAUUUGUUCGAAUCGAUGCAUGAAAUCGCUGUCUUGCCAUGUGGACAUACAAUCCAUAUCAACUGUCUGAAUGAAAUGAGACAGCAUUUACAGUAUGCAUGCCCUCUUUGCUCAAAGUCAGUUUUUGAUAUGUCAAAGGUUUGGGAGAAGUUUGACUUGGAGAUUGCUGCUACACCAAUGCCUGAACUAUAUCAAAAUAAAAUGGUUUGGAUCCUUUGCAAUGAUUGUGGUAGAACUAGUAACGUAAAGUACCAUCUUAUUGCUCAAAAGUGCUUGAAUUGCAAAUCCUACAACACAAGACAAACUUGAGGCUGAAGAGAAAAAUGGGCAUUGUUACAUUUCAUUUCAUUCAUUGAGAAAAUGUAUUACUUUUCCCUCUUAUCCUUUGUGAAGGAAGUAGUGGCAACCCCAUGUUUAAUUGGAACAACAACUUGAACAUGUAAUGAACAUGGCGUUAAAGCCUAGUUGGGUCGGCACAUGUUCAACUUUGUCGUGUUGAACAAUUAAAACAUUGGGUUGCCACUACUUCCUUCACAAAGCAUAAGAGGGAAAAGUAAUACAUUUUCUCAAUGAAUGAAAUGAAAUGUAACAAUGCCCACUUUGUCGUGUUUUACCAAUUGCAAUUACCCUUUUAACUGUGUUUUUAGGUGUGAUAUGUGAAAUAAUGUGAACUUCUAUAAUUAGCUUUAUGGUUGUGGAAUGUUACUAGGAACUAUCUUAUCUUAUAUCCGUUUAGUAGAUCUGAAUGUCUGUCUAGUUUGGAUUAUUUAUAUAUAUAUAUAUAUAUACACACACACGACGUGUUUCACGAA
This is a messenger RNA of Arachis ipaensis, 2265 nucleotides long. NCBI's taxonomy places the organism in Eukaryota, Viridiplantae, Streptophyta, Magnoliopsida, Fabales, Fabaceae. The record is from RefSeq and is a predicted model, not a curated record.